Molecule: messenger RNA, 3012 nt
Organism: Anneissia japonica
Lineage: Eukaryota; Metazoa; Echinodermata; Crinoidea; Comatulida; Comatulidae
Product: forkhead box protein C2-B-like
Exons: 1
Coding region: 201-1571 (456 amino acids)
Biological process (GO): anatomical structure morphogenesis; regulation of transcription by RNA polymerase II; cell differentiation
Molecular function (GO): DNA-binding transcription factor activity, RNA polymerase II-specific; RNA polymerase II cis-regulatory region sequence-specific DNA binding
Source: RefSeq, a predicted model, not a curated record
CAUGGUGUCGGUGAAUUUAUACGAUUCAUGAUUACCAAUUUGCCGAGAAGACCGUAAGAGUCUAACUAGAGCACAGGACCACUAGACAUAACUAAACUUAUAUUGUCUCAACGGCUUGACUUUUGUGUGUUUCAACAAAUUUCUCGUCUAGUAAAUUUGUUUAGCAUACCGGCAAGAUUGCUUCGUGCGCCGAAUUCGCUAUGCAGCCAGGGUUUCCCUCGGCUCAUCCUAGCUCUGGGAUGACGGGCAAUAUGAGCAUGAUUCAUUCGAUGUUCCCGGAACAAAAUUACUACCGAGGCUAUUCUGGCAUGAUGUCAAUGUACGGAGCGGAACAGUACGCUACCAACAUGAUAGCCAGGCCUUAUGGACCUUAUCCAACGCAUAACCACAACCCAAGGGACAUGGUGAAACCUCCGUACUCUUACAUAGCUCUCAUCGCUAUGGCUAUUCAGAAUGCUCAGGAUAAGAAGAUUACUUUGAAUGGAAUCUACCAAUUCAUAAUGGAUCGUUUUCCAUACUAUAGAGAAAAUAAACAGGGCUGGCAGAACUCUAUUCGCCAUAAUUUAUCUCUGAACGAAUGUUUUGUCAAAAUUCCACGAGAUGACAAGAAACCAGGUAAGGGUAGCUACUGGACCCUCGAUCCGGACAGUUAUAAUAUGUUUGAUAAUGGAAGCUACCUUAGGCGGCGUAAACGGUUUAAGAAGAAGGAUGCAUUGAAAGAUAAGGAAGAUCGACAGAGGGUCCAAGAUACAAUGAUUCCAGGCAUUCAACAGCAAUCGCUAGCAUGUAAAGACUCUAUGGGUAGCUCAGAAAAUCUGAAUAAUUCGAACUCGGUGGCUGCUAGCCCACCUAGUAUUCAUAGCAACCCUGGUAGCAACUCAUCUAUCACGAAUGUUACGCCAAAGAUCGAACCCUUAGACUCUCCUAAUAGCAUGUUGACAGACACUACGCAACAAACAGCGCGAGGACUAUCUGCCAAUCCACUUGACUCAAGUCCACCACCUACUGGUGGAAACUUUACUGUUGAAAAUCUUAUGACUAUACAAAGAGACAAUGCAGCGGACCUGAGCACUGCGAAUACUAGCCAAGGCAUACCAUCUCGGGCGGUUGAUCAUUUAGUAUCACCACAACCAGUUUCGUUCUCGCAACAUCAGCCCAUGUACACCACACAUUCUUAUACAAAAGGUAGUGAUCAUCUGAAUUAUCAUUGUAGCCUGAACAAUACUUCGCAAAAUAUGUACACUCAUGAAGUUGUAGGCAAACAUAUGUCUAUAGCUCCCACACCCGAAGAGCUUCAUCAUCAACAAGACGUCAUACCCAGGCAUAGCCCACAUGGACAAACUGCUAUGUCGCAUACGAAUGGUACUUCAAGUUUACGUUCAAACCCAUGGUACCACGGGACUGAUCUUCGGAAUACCUCUCCUACGACACCUUACUCGGGUAUGUACGACUCAUCUCGUUUACUAGGCUCCGCAGCACCUAAUCAGAGUUGCCAACUUUCUUCAAGUUAUAGAUCAACGCCUUCGACUCCCGUGUAUCCAACAUCAGGCCCAUAUCCUGCUUACGACUAGGGUCUAUUUAACAUUUAAAAACUAUCGUCAGUCGGAUGUUACGAGUAAGAUGAACACUGCUGCUACUGUUGUUUCAAAGUGCACUUUAUUGAUUUCCUUACAUUUCGACUUCAAAUUUAACGGUGGGUUGUUUAACUUCUGACGUAUACCGUACUGACUAUAGUAGUCUUUAGUUUAGUUAUGAUCAUUAAAAAAAUGAUUUAUUAUUACAUUUGUUAUUAACUGUUAAUUAAAUGAAAUGAUUGGCAAUACUCAGUUAAUCUAAUUAUUAAUCGUUGAGGGUCCAUUUGUACUUGCAAAAAAUGCGACUAGAAACACGAAUCAGUGUAAGUCAUGUCACGCAAUUUGAUAAAUGUCAGCCGUCACCGAAGGGGUCGCUUCGGAGAUUGUUUACACCGAAGUAAUAGGAUGGACCCAAUUAAAACUUCACUGAGGUAGCAUGUAAGUGGACUGGUAAACUUUUAUAAAAUAGAACUUUCAAAUGUAGUCAUACAAAUUCAAAAACAAUAUAGAACCGGUGGUAUUUUUUGUGAUUUAGAAGAGAACACAUUUACAGUAUUUCCAAAGUAUGUUUCAAAAUUAAUUGGCUUGACAAUCCGCAAUAAGCAACAAUUUCUAUAUUUACUUGUAAUAAUAAUAUUUUAAAAUGUCGAUUUUAACAGUAGGUAUUACUUGACAGAUUUCCUAAAAUUUGUUUAAAUAUGAUUUGGAACCAACAGCGCAUUUUAUAAAUUUAUUACGGAAAGUUCUUUUUAAAGAAAAUACUUUCAAAAUAUUUGAAUUGUCAAUACUCAGAAUAAAUGCUAUAAAAAACUUCGUACUAGCUGACAAACAUAGUUAAGAUAAUUGCGAUUGACAACGAACGAGUAAACGGAUUUUAAGUUAUUUUAAUGUCACUAGAAAAUGAGAGUUUUCUGCAAUUUAUACGUAUAUUAUCGUACUCACGGUUUUAAAAAUACAGUAAAAAUUCAUUUUUUAAAUAUUUUUUUCCGAGAUAAUAGACAUUGUUAGAAAACAUUUUACGUCUUUAUUAUGUUAUUGGAGGUUCGUGGCGGUGUACAUUUUGAAGUUUUUUUUCCGUUAUUAGUUGUUUUUUAUUUCUGGACAGUGUAUUGAAUAAUUUAUUUAAAUUGCAAUUUUGUUUGUACGGUGAAUUAUAAUAAGUUGUAUAUUUUAAAACACUUUAGAGGUAUAUUUAUCGUUGAGAGUAGCGGAGAUGUGAACCAUAGAAACACUUUGAAUCAUUUUUUGUUAUGUGUCGGGUUUUUAUUUUAACUCAGUUAUUUUUCAUAAUAGCAGACGUAAGUAUACUGUAUGAACGUUGAGAAAGAGCAUGUUUAACUGGUCGAAAUUAUCACCAUUUUCGCUAAAUGAUUCUAUUUUUGGUGACGGCUAUCUCAUGAAUAAAUAAAUGAAUUCUUUGUGAUUCUAUGAAAACAGA